GGACUGGGCCUGCCGGCGGGGGCGGGGCCUGCCGGGAAGGGGCGGGGGAACCGAGAGGAGCCGGGCGGCCGGCCGGCUGACAACCCGACCCGCGGACCGCGACAGCGGGACGGGCCGUGCCGCCGCCAUGACAGAGCAGACCUACUGUGACCGCCUGGUCCAGGACACGCCUUUCCUCCUGGGCCGGGGACGCCUCAGUGAACAGCAGGUGGACAGGAUCAUCCUGCAGCUAAAUCGCUACUACCCCCAGAUCCUCAGCAACAAGGAUGCACAGAAGUUCCGGAACCCCAAGGCGUCGGUGCGCGUGCGGCUCUGCGACCUCCUGGGCCAUCUGCAGCGGAGCGGCGAGCGGGACUGCCAGGAGUUCUACCGGGCCCUGUACAUCCACGCGCAGCCCCUGCACGGCCUGCUGCCCAGCCGCCUCGCCCCGCAGCAUUCCGAUUGCACAGACCUAGACUCAGGCGCCAUGGGCCACGAGCUCAGUGACAGGGGACCCGUGGCCUUCCUGGCCUGCCUCGGCCUGGCUGCGGGGCUGGCGCUCCUCGUCUACUGCUGCCCUGCAGACCCCAAGGUGCUGCCGGGGGCCCGGCGCGUCCUGGGCUUCUCGCCCGUCAUCGUGGACAGGCACGUCAGCCGCUUCCUGCUGGCCUUCCUCACGGACACCCCGGGGGCGCUCUGACUCCCCCUCCACGCGGGAGAUGCCCCCGCAGGCCGCCACUUCUUUUCUAAAUGCUUGUUUUUCACUAUUUAUACUUUUUAAAGAAAGUUAUCUUCACCUGACAAAGGUGCUCGACAUUAAAUGUUGGAGCCUUGUCACUUCU
Messenger RNA from Canis lupus familiaris (dog), 821 nucleotides. RefSeq names its product caspase recruitment domain family member 19 (gene CARD19). The record is from RefSeq and is a predicted model, not a curated record. The coding region runs from base 128 to 679 and encodes 183 amino acids. Gene Ontology annotation, cellular component: mitochondrion. The transcript is spliced from 6 exons. Lineage: Eukaryota; Metazoa; Chordata; Mammalia; Carnivora; Canidae.